GUAAAGAACUGAAUAAAAAAGAGUAAGAAAGAACACCAACAACCAACAGGUCCUACACUUCUUAGUUUCCUUUGAGCAGCAGAAAAGGAUGGGUUCUCUCACGCAAGCCUUUGUCGAUGAUCUUACGUACCCAAUCGCUCGACGUGACAAUUCCGUUGCAGAUAACUAUCACGGCGUCCUUGUUCCGGACCCUUAUCGAUGGCUUGAAGACCCUGAUUCAGAUGAGACCAAGGAAUUCGUGGAGAAGCAAGUACAACUAACUGAUUCAAUACUCAAGAAAUGUGAUGUUAGAGAGAAGCUGGGGGAUAAACUUACCAAAUUGUAUGAUUUUCCCAAGUACGAGGUUCCAUUUAUAGCCGGAGACAAGUAUUUUUACUUCUACAAUAGCGGGCUUCAACCACAGAAAGUCCUUUUUGUUCAGGAUACUCCGGAUGGGAAAGCAGAAAUUUUGCUUGAUCCUAAUACAUUUAGCGAUGAUGGAACAGUUGCAUUGAGUGUUUGCACUAUUAGCGAAGAUGCCAAGUACUUGGCGUAUGGCAUUAGCUCGAGUGGAAGUGAUUGGGUCACCAUCAAAGUUAUGCGGAUUGAAGAUAAAGAUGCCUUGCCAGAUACUGUUUCUUGGGUUAAGUUCUCUGAUGUUAGUUGGACCCUUGAUAGCAAAGGUUUUUUUUACAGCCGUUACCCAGCCCCCAUAGGCGACCCUCGGCAAGUGCAAGGUGAGCACUUGCACAAGACCUUCAAAUAGAGGAGUGCCUCCAAAAAAUGUAGGUUGACCAAUAAAGUUAGAAUUUAAAAAUAUCAAUUACAAUGUAAUGAAACGUUACUUAGUCU
This is a messenger RNA of Cuscuta campestris, 831 nucleotides long. NCBI's taxonomy places the organism in Eukaryota, Viridiplantae, Streptophyta, Magnoliopsida, Solanales, Convolvulaceae. The record is from the annotation of a GenBank genome assembly.